CAUCGCACCAAAAAUGAAUUACCAGACAAAUCUAAUAGAGAUUCAUCAAAAUUCAGACUGUAUCAUCUUACAACAAUCAAACUAUCCUGUUUAAGGUUAGCAGCUCCUUUUCUCCCUCCCCCUCUUCCUUCCCCCUCCCUAAUUUGGAAGUAGACUGUUCCAUGACAGGGCAGCGUGGGUGGGUGUUCUGGGAAUCUUGAUGAGCGCUGGUUAUUCUUACCAGGGCUACGUCAGAAGGAAACACAAUUUUCCAACAUGCAGGGGUCCAAACAUCAUGGAGGUAGUUGAAAAUGGAGCCAGCCCACAAGCCUCUUGUUGACGAAGACAGCUUACCUUCAGGAUACGCCUAUCCCAGAACCCCCGGCAUGAGUGUGCUCCUGGCCCUGCUGGGUGUGGUGGAGGUGCUGGGCGUGGCAGCCAUCGCCAUGGUGUGCUACUGGGCAGCUCACUAUAGAGGAGGGUUUGCCUGGGACGGGAGCGGCCAACAGUUCAACUGGCACCCUGUCCUCAUGGUGGUGGGGCUGGUCUUCUUGUAUGGCAAUGCGAUACUGACGUACCGCGUGUUCCGAGACCAGGUGAAGUUUGGGGUGAAAAUCCUCCAUGCUGUUCUCCAGAUGACGGCGCUGAUAUUGUCCAUCAUGGCUCUGGUGGCCACAUUUGAUUUCCACAAUGCUAACGGCAUUGCCAACAUGUACAGUCUCCACAGCUGGGUGGGGCUGACUGCGGUUAUCCUGUUCGCCUUACAGUGGGUGCUUGGGGUGUCCACCUAUCUCCUGCCGUUUGCCAGACGCUGGAUCCGUACCUGGUUCAUGCCUUACCACCGCUUCCUGGGUCUGAUCAUCUUUGGCAUGUCCAUCGCCACUUGUCUGAUGGGUCUGACGGAGAAACUCCUCUUCUCCAUGGAUGCUGACACCUACAGUACCUUCCCACCAGAGGGCAUCCUGGUCAACUGCCUAGGUCUCAUCCUGGUGUUGUUUGGAGGGUUUGUCGGCUUCAUAGCCACAAAGGAAGAGUGGAAACGCCAGCCACUGGCGGAGGAGCAGCCUAUCAACAUGUCCAUAGAGUAGGGGCUAUGUAUGGGGUAAACUGAGUUAACUGGACUAGCAGUCUGAAGAGUAGAGUAUGGAGAAAGUGUAGAGCAUUGUCUUUGUAUGUAUUUUGAUGGCCUGAAAUCCUGAUGAAGUACAUUGCAAGAAAUCCUAUCUUUAAGCACACUUAAACAUGUGUAAAGGUACAGGUGAACGAUGAAACAAACUUUACUCAUGCUUAAAGAA
This is a messenger RNA of Branchiostoma belcheri (Belcher's lancelet), 1274 nucleotides long. RefSeq names its product cytochrome b reductase 1-like. Bases 291 to 1067 code for a protein of 258 amino acids. Gene Ontology annotation, molecular function: oxidoreductase activity. The transcript is spliced from 7 exons. Gene Ontology annotation, cellular component: lysosomal membrane. Lineage: Eukaryota; Metazoa; Chordata; Leptocardii; Amphioxiformes; Branchiostomatidae. The record is from RefSeq and is a predicted model, not a curated record.